Molecule: messenger RNA, 1113 nt
Organism: Kuraishia capsulata CBS 1993
Lineage: Eukaryota; Fungi; Ascomycota; Pichiomycetes; Pichiales; Pichiaceae
Exons: 1
Coding region: 1-1113 (370 amino acids)
Molecular function (GO): protein binding
Source: RefSeq, a predicted model, not a curated record
AUGCUGAAAUCAACUAUUCUGCGUUCAAAGAAGAAUCUGCGCUGUUUACAUCAACUCAGAAGUCUCAGCACCCAACAGUUGCUGGAGAUCCUUCCGGCCAAGAAGACAGUGAACAGAGUCCUCUAUGACAUGAACGCCAGACUGACAUGGAAGAAGUACUUGCCCAUUCUGAAAGCACUAUACGAAUCGCCGGAUGAUGCCAUAAUACCGAAAUAUGCUAAAGCAGCAGAUCUCACGUUGUUUCAGAAAGUUUUGAAGGAAAUAAGAACAAGUACACACCAAACGGAUAAACGGCUUCUACGACUAGAGGAGACAUUGAUCGAAAGAUCUGCGGAAAUGGGCGAUAACGAUGCCGUUUCCAUGUUGGCUUUUAGUGCUUUGCGAGACGAAAAGAUGGAGAAGUUUUCUCUUGAUGACAGGAAUUAUUCGAAAAAAUUGAUAGCCAAUCUUCUGGAGAUCAAGCAUCCUCUUGCACUGAAGUUGGCUGGAGAUUACGCUUAUAGCAAGGGCAGGAUACAGGAUGCCGAAAACCACUACCACUCCUUUUUGGAGCUGGAUGACCAAAGUUUUCUGGCCUCGGAGACUUUCAAGACUCUGGGUCAUAUAAGCUUCGCAAAGCCCGAUCUGAACUCGGCCAAGGUGUAUCUGGAGAAGUCUAUCAAUCUCGCACCAUUGAGAAAAGUACCCGAAUGUCACUUCCUCUUGGGUCAGAUCUAUGGGGAUGAUGCUCAGCGAUCACGGUAUCACUUUGAAAUGAGCGCGACUCAAGGUUUCAAGGAAAGUUUUGCUCAGCUUGGGUUUCUUGAGCUGAACUACUUUGGCAAUACCGAUAAGGCAUUUGAGUGGUUCAAGCUAGGCGUGGAGCUGGGAGACAUCAACUGUCUAGUCGGGUGUUUUGACUGUUUUGUCAAACAGGAAAGGUGGGAACAAGCCCAUGGUGCAAUGUUGAGGAUACAGAGCUUCAAUGAGUUAAGGGAGAAGUCAGGUUCGGGGGCUGUUGUGGAUUUGGCCAGUAUACGUGAAAAAGCGAUAGCCAAAGUGAUGGAGCACCAUAACAUUAAAUCGCAACCUGAUGUUUCAACUGGUGGUGAAGGCUCGCGCUGGGACGCUUAG